AUGUUGUCGAUCUUGCGCAAAGCCCGUCUCAAGGAUAAGGAGAUGCGUAUACUGAUGCUGGGUCUCGACAAUGCGGGAAAGACAACAAUAGUCAAAAAGAUCAUGGGCGAGGAUGUGAACACGGUGAGCCCAACUCUGGGCUUCAUCAUCAAGACCAUCGACUACGACGGAUAUAAACUAAACAUCUGGGACGUGGGUGGGCAGAAGACGUUGCGCUCGUACUGGCGCAACUAUUUCGAGAAGACAGAUGCGCUGAUUUGGGUGGUCGACGCCACGGAUCGGCUAAGAAUCCAGGACUGCAAGGAGGAGCUGCAUGGCCUGUUGCAAGAAGAGCGACUAUCCGGAGCUAGCCUCCUGGUGUUUGCCAACAAAACCGACGUGAACGGCUGCAUGGAUGAGCGGGAAAUACUCGAGGUCGGUCUUGAAGAACCCAAGGUCUGCGAGUAG
Molecule: messenger RNA, 447 nt
Organism: Colletotrichum karsti
Lineage: Eukaryota; Fungi; Ascomycota; Sordariomycetes; Glomerellales; Glomerellaceae
Product: ADP-ribosylation factor
Exons: 5
Coding region: 1-447 (148 amino acids)
Biological process (GO): protein folding
Cellular component (GO): cytoplasm; microtubule cytoskeleton
Molecular function (GO): GTPase activity; GTP binding
Source: RefSeq, a predicted model, not a curated record